UCCUUCCAGGUCUGCAGCGAGCGUGAAGGACAAAGGCAAAAUGUGCUCGCUAAAAGCCAUAAUAUCGUGUGGCAUCUUAUUGGCCGUCAUGGACAUCUUCCAAGGGUUAAUAACUCUCGGAUGGUAUGGCUACCGCUUCGUGUCCUAUUACUUCUAUCUGUGCCCCAGAGAGCUGCCCAUUGACCAGUGCCACGCAGAGAAAUAUCACUACGAGCAAUUGUACACCCUUCGCACCUACAUCGGCAUCGGCGAAGGUGCCGUGACCCCGAUCUUUGCUGCUAUUUACAUCGUUGCUCUCGUCAGGCAUAAGCCGUGGCUCGCCUGGUGCUGGCUCAUCAAGGCCUUCGGCGCCCUGGGGAUCAACGUGUACUUCCUCAGCCAGUGGCUCAUCAGGCUCAAGAACUUCGAUCAUCUGAGAACCAUCAGGCCGGCUUACGACCAACAGUUCCUGUGGAUAGGAAUCGCGCUGACGCUGGCCGAGGUGGUCAUCCUGCUCCUCUUCUGCCUCGUCGGGGGCCUCUUCACGUACAAGGUCUGCGAGGAGCGCCGCAGGAGCAGGCGCAGUCUGCACCGCAUCCACAAGAUGGGUCGCCACGGCCGCGCCACGGCGCCGCCCCUCGACGGCUACGACGACGAGUCGUCGAUCGUGCGCGCAAACAUCGAGGAGCAGUUCCUGAACCACGGCCUCCACGACUCCACCAACAAACUGCCUCUCCCCGGCUCCACCAGCAGCAUGGACGAGGUCGGGCAAGCCAGCACGCUGAGGGCGCCCACGCAGGUCUAGGCGCCGGAGAGGCCGCCCUUGCCUCCGACGGCCGUCCGGGGAGGCCGGGCUGCCCUCUGCGAGAAGUGUUCAGCCCGCCUGCGACGCGACGGGAUCUGAGGGAGGCGCUGUGGCUACGGGCCGCCUUCAACCCGAAGGCUUCGGCUG
Molecule: messenger RNA, 931 nt
Organism: Penaeus indicus
Lineage: Eukaryota; Metazoa; Arthropoda; Malacostraca; Decapoda; Penaeidae
Exons: 6
Coding region: 41-784 (247 amino acids)
Source: RefSeq, a predicted model, not a curated record